Podarcis muralis (Common wall lizard) is the source of this 3033-nucleotide messenger RNA. The record is from RefSeq and is a predicted model, not a curated record. Lineage: Eukaryota; Metazoa; Chordata; Lepidosauria; Squamata; Lacertidae.
GGUUACUACUUCAGUAGAAAAGUUAUCCUCAGCUAUCUGGAGUGCGCACUGAAUACGGACAUGUCUGAUAUUGAGCAAUAUUACAUGAAAUCGCCAGGUUCCUGCUUCUGGGUGGCUGUGUUGAACGGCAACGUGGUGGGCAUCGUGGCUGCCAGGGGCAACGAGGAAGACAACACGGUGGAGCUGCGCCGCAUGUCGGUCGACUCCAAAUACCGCGGAAAAGGGAUCGCCAAAGCUCUGGGUCGGAAGGUGGUUGAGUUUGCCAUGGUCAAUAACUACUCGUCGAUUGUACUGGGAACCACGGCGGUGAAGGUGGCGGCUCACAAGUUGUACGAGUCUUUGGGAUUCAAGCAUGUGGGUGUCGCCGAAGACUACACACUGCCUGGGAUGACACAUUCUAUUCUAGAGCGAAUGUUUUUCCAGCUACGCUUCCACCGCUACUGCCUGCAGCUGCGCGAAGAAUAAGAAUAAUAAUAAUAAAACCCGCCCCACGUUUUUCGUUCCUCCCCAAAAUCUUUUCUGCCUGUGUUUUGUGGGAGUUUCGCCAUUGUUUAUUUGCAGGUUGCAAAUUUUGUUUUAUUUUUUCCCCCCGUUCCAUCAUUUCAUCCCACCCCUCUUCAUUUGCUUUGUACAGAUGUACAAACAAAGGCACCCUUCUUUUUCCCUGACAUGCUUGUAGAGUGACGGUGCUAAACGCAGGAGGUUACGGCGGACUGCUCUAAAGGCGCGUACAUUUGCUCGGCAGCCUAGGAGUUCAGGACGGACCACCCUCUCCCCUCCUGCCCUCUCUCUGCCUUGCCCAGGUUACCUACAUAAGCACAGGAACUUUAAACGCAUAACAAUAUAGCUUGUCCGGUGUGUGUCGUAAAUAGAAUAUCCGCCCCCCCCCGCCCCGCCCCCCCGAAAUAUUAACAAAAGUAUAGUAAUACUUCAUGAUACAGCUAAGUGCAGAAAUUUUACUUGAAUGCAUUUCUCAGUAUUUCAUGGACAGGUAUGCAUUCGUUUUACCAUGACAUAUUGAUUAAUAAUACUGAAAGAAAAAUGUGAAAAAAAACCCUGCUUGCUAUAAUGCAUGAAAAGGAAGUUUUUGCAUGCAUACAAACACACAGCACUGCCAAGUAGGCUCUCUGAUCUUGCACUUUUUCGAUGUACCUCAUUCUGUCAACUGUCUGAAAGAAUCUCGGUGCAUCUGAUAACUAUGACUUGUUCUUUUAGCCUCGUUUCCUUCUUAAGCCAGCAAAAAGACUUGAAGUAUUUUGAACCCUGAGCCCAGUGUAAUAUAUGUAAAUUGUUGAAAUAUCAUCUGCGCUGAUGUAUAUAUAACCUGCAGUUCUGUGCCAGACAUCUGUAUAUGCAGUAGAAAUCCUUCUGGUUUAAUUUUAUAUUAUUAUUAUUAUUUUGUCACCAUGUAUAGCUUUGUUUAUUAUUCUUUGCUUCCUUUAUUCAAGCUCUAGCUUUUGCCGAACUCGUUUCACAGAGGCAAAAUGGAGGCUUCUAUUUCUAUGGCAACACACCUGUAUGCUACUAUGUGCACCAAAAUCUAUGCUUCAGAAAAGCAAUAUGCAAAAGACAGAUAACUCUAAGUGGCAAGUUUGGCUGAAAGCAGCAGGGGAAGCAAAAAUGUUCCUUCAACCAACUGCUAGUGGCAUAAAUAUAGACAGCCUGCCGUUAAAAGUAACUGCUGCUUUUUAAAGAUGUCAGAUUUGUGAAUUGUACAGUGCAAUGCAAGCGGCAAUGCAACACAGAUUUGGCAUGUGUCUGUAGCGCCCGUCACACAAAAACAACAACCAAGGUUACGGCUUCUUCUAUAACUUACUUUAAUAAACAGCAACUUUGCAUGACGUAUAUCUCGAGGGAAAUCAGAAUGUUUUAAACUUUAAAAUGUGAUAUAUCAGAAAUGAUAAGUACAUUUCUGGUUGCACUGAGUUUGGGUGGGUCAGAAGAGUCUGCUUUUUAAAGGGAAACCCCAUUUAACGUAUUUCCUCGUUUUGUUUUUAAACCGCCUCAUAGAAAUUAGGUAAAAUGUUUGAGGGUACCGUUUCAAAGAUGUGAUAAGGGAAGAACUCAAAGGAGGAAGUGAUUCUUUCUAGAACCAGAAAUGCUCAAGGGCAAAAAUUAGGUCUCUGUCCAUUGACGCAAAGACGGGAUGUUUUCUGUGUAUGCAGAAAAAAUUGUAGGGUCAAGAUGAGGAUAACUGUUGCCCUCCAACCAACACGGAGAAGGCAGUUUCUACUUUCUCCUUAUCCAAGAGAAGGGUGUAUUUCAUGGAAGACAAAUGUCACUGAUAGGUCUCUACCAGACAACCUUUUUAUUGAUUUGUUUGCAUAACUUUGCAGGGAGGUUAGACGAUGUUGGUGAUUUCACGGAGCAUUCAUUCUCAUUUGUUUGUGGGGAAGUUGUACAAGAUUGCAUCAGGCAGUUGGCUAUUCCACACUGAAUUUCCCCAUCACUUUCCUUACUGCAAAAAGUCCAGUCUGAGGGGAGGGGAGUUUAUUGCGCAAAAUCGCCAAAUCAACUUUAAUUGCACAACCCGAAUUUGCAGGUAUAUGAUUGAAUCUCGGCCCCAAAAUAGUGACACCCUGGAAGCAUCCAUAGUCCUAUUCCUAGCACAGAGCAAGAGGAGCCAUUACAACCUCAAUGCACACGAUAAGAUCUCAGCCAAAUAAAGUGGUAAGAAUAAUUCACAAAAGCCAAAAUAUUUUUAUUUUUAACUACUUAAUGCCUUGUCAGUGUUGGUAUUCUUCCUGCCUCAGACGUUGCUAUACCUAAGAAUGGCAGCAUCCAACUAUGUCCCAGCAAUAAAAACAAAUUGAUUAGUAAUAUAGAUUAAAUUUGAUUUACAGAAUGUACUUCUUGGAACUGAGUGUGUGUGGACACGGAAUGUAUUUUUUAAAAAUUUCUAUGCUGUACAUUUCUCCUGAAGCUAAAAUGUGUAUCGUGGGAAGGUGUAGAAUAGAGGUGUAAAGUGUACAGAAAUUGGUAUAAUAUUUUCUAGCUGUUUUCAGUGAUUUCAUUAAACUGCAUAACACAGAA